Molecule: messenger RNA, 5678 nt
Organism: Manis javanica (Malayan pangolin)
Lineage: Eukaryota; Metazoa; Chordata; Mammalia; Pholidota; Manidae
Gene: ABTB3
Product: ankyrin repeat and BTB domain containing 3
Molecular function (GO): protein heterodimerization activity
Source: RefSeq, a predicted model, not a curated record
UGGUUUGCGGGGUUGGGCCGCAUUUGCUGCCGCCGCGGUAGCUGCUGCACUUCGGUGCGGAGCGGGCAGACGCCGAGAGAACCCCGGGCCGGGAACCGGGAGCCGGCAGAGCUGCUGCUGCGGCGUCUGGGUCCAUUUCCAUCUUACGAACACCGAGGCCAGUGCCCGGCGGCUUCUGCUCCCAGCCCGGCCCAGGGAGGAGCGGGUCACUUUAUUUUGGAAGAAAGGGGCGAGUCCGCGUGUGAGCUUCCCUCCUGGCCUGGCUCUCUCAGUGCGCCCCAGCUUUGGCACGGGCUCCGGAAGAUGACUCCGUCGUCUGCUCUGUGUAUUCCCGCGGCGGCGGCUCCGAGAGGCUGCCCAAAGUGGUAACACUUGGUAGUAGCCGCUAGUGGAAAAGUGAGCCGAGGCGGCCCGGGCUCGGCUCUCCGCGCGCCCCGUCGCCCGCUACUCCUUCCCCUCGACUCCCGGGCGGCUGCAGCAUGAAGUGGCGCAGCGAUGGCCAGGAGAGGUAAGAAGCCCGUGGUGCGGACGCUGGAGGAUCUGACGCUGGACUCGGGUUAUGGUGGCGCGGCGGACUCGGUGCGCUCUUCCAACUUGUCCCUGUGCUGUUCCGACUCGCACCCGGCGUCCCCGUAUGGCGGGAGCUGCUGGCCGCCUCUAGCUGACUCCAUGCACAGCCGGCACAACAGCUUUGACACUGUCAACACUGCCCUGGUGGAAGACUCCGAGGGGCUGGACUGCGCCGGCCAGCACUGCUCGCGGCUGCUGCCGGACCUCGACGAGGUCCCUUGGACCCUCCAGGAGCUGGAGGCGCUGCUGCUGCGCUCGCGGGAUCCCCGAGCAGGCCCGGCGGCCCCCGGUGGCCUGCCCAAAGACGCGCUGGCCAAGCUGUCGACGCUGGUGAGCCGGGCGCUGGUACGCAUCGCCAAAGAGGCGCAGCGCCUCAGUCUGCGCUUCGCUAAGUGCACCAAGUACGAGAUCCAGAGCGCCAUGGAGAUAGUGCUGUCCUGGGGCCUGGCGGCGCACUGCACGGCGGCCGCGCUGGCAGCGCUGUCCCUCUACAACAUGAGCAGCGCCGGCGGCGACCGCCUGGGCCGUGGCAAAUCGGCGCGCUGCGGCCUCACCUUCUCUGUGGGCCGCGUGUACCGCUGGAUGGUGGACAGCCGCGUGGCGCUGCGCAUCCACGAGCAUGCCGCCAUCUACCUGACGGCCUGCAUGGAGAGCCUCUUCCGGGACAUCUAUGCGCGGGUCGUGGCCUCCGGGCUGCCCCGGAGCUGCAGCGGCCCCGGCCCGGGCUCCAGCUCCGGCCCAGGCCCGGGCCCCGGCGCGGCCCCUGCGGCGGAUAAGGAGCGGGAGGCGCCCGGAGGGGGAACAGCGAGCGGCGGCCCCUGCAGCGCAGCCAGCAGCGCUAGUGGGGGCAGCAGCUGUUGCGCCCCGCCGGCAGUGGCUGCGGCCGCUGCACCCCCGCCGGCCGCCGCCGCCAACCACCACCAUCACCACUACCACGCACUCCACGAGGCACCCAAGUUCACUGUGGAGACUCUGGAGCACACGGUCAACAACGACUCGGAGAUCUGGGGGCUCCUGCAGCCCUACCAGCACCUCAUCUGCGGGAAGAACGCCAGCGGAGCGCUGUGCCUGCCAGACAGCCUGAACCUUCACAGAGACCCGCAGCGGUCAAACAAGCCGGGAGAACUGCCCAUGUUCAGCCAGUCAGAGCUGAGGACCAUCGAGCAGUCCUUGUUGGCCACCCGCGUGGGCAGCAUCGCAGAACUGAGUGACCUGGUGUCCCGAGCAAUGCAUCACCUGCAGCCCCUCAAUGCCAAGCACCACGGCAACGGCACCCCCCUGCACCACAAGCAGGGGGCGCUCUACUGGGAGCCGGAGGCCCUGUACACCCUUUGCUAUUUCAUGCACUGCCCACAGAUGGAAUGGGAAAAUCCCAACGUGGAGCCUUCCAAAGUCAACCUCCAGGUGGAAAGGCCCUUCCUGGUGCUGCCGCCGCUGAUGGAGUGGAUCCGGGUGGCCGUGGCGCACGCCGGCCACCGCCGCAGCUUCUCCAUGGACAGCGACGACGUCCGCCAGGCGGCCCGGCUGCUGCUGCCCGGCGUGGACUGCGAGCCGCGCCAGCUCAGGGCGGACGACUGCUUUUGUGCUUCUCGGAAACUGGACGCAGUGGCCAUCGAAGCCAAGUUUAAGCAGGACCUGGGUUUCCGGAUGCUAAACUGUGGGCGGACAGACCUGGUGAAGCAGGCGGUGUCUCUCCUGGGGCCCGAUGGGAUCAACACCAUGAGCGAACAGGGCAUGACCCCCCUGAUGUACGCCUGCGUCCGUGGGGACGAGGCAAUGGUUCAGAUGCUGCUGGAUGCUGGAGCUGACCUGAAUGUGGAGGUUGUCAGUACUCCUCAUAAAUAUCCAUCUGUCCACCCUGAGACCCGCCAUUGGACGGCUCUGACUUUUGCUGUGUUGCAUGGACAUAUUCCUGUAGUUCAGCUCCUCCUCGACGCCGGGGCCAAGGUGGAAGGCUCUGUGGAGCACGGCGAGGAGAACUACUCAGAGACGCCUCUCCAGCUCGCAGCUGCCGUAGGAAAUUUUGAGCUGGUUAGUUUGCUGUUGGAGCGUGGCGCGGAUCCCCUGAUAGGAACCAUGUACAGGAAUGGAAUUUCUACAACCCCCCAGGGUGAUAUGAACUCUUUCAGCCAGGCCGCAGCCCACGGACACAGGAAUGUGUUCCGCAAACUGCUCGCUCAGCCAGAGAAGGAGAAGAGUGACAUCUUGUCCCUGGAGGAGAUUCUGGCUGAGGGGACUGACCUGGCGGAGACAGCCCCGCCUCCCCUGUGUGCCAGCCGCAACAGCAAAGCCAAACUGAGGGCCCUGAGGGAGGCCAUGUAUCACAGCGCUGAGCAUGGCUACGUGGAUGUCACAAUUGAUAUCAGGAGCAUAGGCGUCCCGUGGACCCUGCACACGUGGCUGGAGUCUUUGCGGAUCGCCUCCCAGCAGCACCGCAGGCCUCUCAUUCAGUGCCUGCUAAAGGAGUUUAAGACCAUCCAGGAGGAAGAGUACACGGAGGAGCUCAUCAUCCAAGGCCUGCCACUCAUGUUUGAGAUCCUGAAAGCGAGCAAGAACGAAGUGAUCAGCCAGCAGCUGUGUGUCAUCUUCACUCACUGCUACGGGCCCUACCCGAUCCCCAAGCUCACAGAGAUCAAGAGGAAACAGACCUCGCGCCUGGAUCCUCAUUUCCUUAACAAUAAAGAAAUGUCUGAUGUUACCUUUCUGGUAGAAGGAAGACCAUUUUAUGCUCACAAAGUACUGUUAUUUACAGCCUCUCCAAGGUUCAAAGCACUGCUUUCCAGCAAACCAACAAAUGACAGCACCUGCAUAGAGAUCGGUUAUGUGAAAUACCCCAUCUUUCAGCUGGUCAUGCAAUAUCUCUAUUACGGGGGCCCGGAGUCACUUCUCAUUAAAAACAAUGAGAUAAUGGAGCUUCUGUCUGCUGCUAAAUUUUUCCAGCUGGAGGCUUUGCAGCGACACUGUGAGAUUAUCUGUGCAAAGAGCAUCAAUACAGACAACUGCGUGGAUAUUUACAACCAUGCCAAGUUCCUUGGAGUCACAGAGCUCUCAGCCUAUUGUGAAGGCUACUUCCUCAAAAACAUGAUGGUCCUCAUUGAAAAUGAAGCAUUCAAGCAGCUCCUAUAUGACAAAAAUGGCGAAGGGACAGGCCAGGAUGUGCUCCAGGACUUACAGAGGACGUUGGCCAUUAGGAUUCAGUCAAUCCACUUGUCAUCUUCCAAAGGUUCUGUUGUAUGAAGCAUCGGUGCAGCCAACGCUGCCCAGGGGCCUCCUGGGCACAGAUUUCACGUGGCAUCUGUUUUUGGCUGGGCCAAGGAGCUGUCUCUACUGCCUCAGCUUCUCUUGAAUAAGCAAAUUCAGCUCCAGUGUGUCCCUGUUGAAAAAUAAAAAUUGGGUCUGCAGGUCAGGUGGCCGCUGGGCUCAGCCAAGCUAACACCAUCUGAAAGCUCGCCUGGGGCGGCUGAACGCCCACCGCUGUCCACUGGAUGGCUUGAAAACCACUAAAGGUUGCUGGAGUUCCAGGUUGACAGUCGGAGAACUUAAUUAAACUGCCUCCAAAGGGUGUUGAUUACACAUUGAGGACCUUAGUAGCUAUGGUUCAGCAAGAAUCAACCAAGGUAGCAAAUUUGGUGAGACUGUUACCAAUAACGAAGAAAUAAUUUGGCAAAUUUUUAGGGGUGGGGACUUUUUCAAAUGUUCAUAAAAAUGUAAAAACAGGGCAGCCUUGUAGUUUAAAAUAUAUUUCUAAAAGCUUAACAGUUCCUUUUCAACUGAAUUGUGUUUAGGGAAUCUGUGUUUUGAGGUUUUUUUCUUUUUUUGAAAAAUAUUACGUCGCAGGUCUUCACUGUAUAACAUGCAUCUGACAAGAUAUUGCUGAUAUCCUAUACAAGGUGAAAUAAUAAUCUUGCCUUAGUGAUCAUGGUUACCCAAGAGAGGUGCACUGCCAAUAAUUAUCUCUAAUUCAGUAGUUGAAAACAACCUGCAUGCUAAUCGUGGUCUUGGGGUAAGAAUAAAAUACCCCCACAUAACAAAACAUGCAUUUGCAUGGGCCCAAACCUGUGAUAUGUUAUGUUCAUGCUUCAUUUUUGCCAAGGUAGAAAUAUUCCAUCACUUCUUGCUAAAAGUCUAUUUGGUGAAACUAUCAUAUCCUUCCUUUCCUAAUUAUGAAUGAUUAUGGGAGCUUUUGCAGAAAUGUGUUCAUAGAUGAUGCUGAAUGGGGAGGGUGGGGGGAGCACGUCAGAGAAUUUACUAUUAAUCCCAAGUUUUCUCUGUAUUCUCAGAUGUUAAUAGUUUGUUACUAGCCAGAGAAUAUGACUAUGUUAGAUUAUUUUUAAAGAUGAAACAUGUAUGAUAGGAUGGAUUCCUUCUGUAUUCUGAGAGUGUACAGCAUAGGGUCAUCUAUAAUGAAAGUCUAUGUUGACAGGGUUCCGUUUGCUCUGCCAUAUAUUAUAAGCAAAAGAGAUUGGUGAAGUGCCACAAUAUCCCCAAUAAGUUUUGAGUUGCUGCCUUUUCUUCUUGUCCUUUCAUUUGAAACCUACAUACAUGCAGUAAAAACCAGGAGAAUGACUUUUACUCUUUGGGAUGGCAAAGUUUCAUUGAUAAACCUAUUUCCUAGCAUGCCUUUGGGAAGUCGUGCACAGACCCUAGAUUCUAAAGGAGCUGCUGUUCAUCCAUCCUACUUGCUCCCUGAGCUGUUGUUGAGAGGACUGAUGUCAGAUCUCCUUUCGUGGGCAUGACCCUUGGAGUCCCAGGGCCACAUCUGCCUACAGAAUUGGCUCUUCUGUGACACAGAUACACAGGGCCUGUCUUCCCCUUGGUCAUCUGCAAACCUCCCCAGGCCCUACAUCAGAGGAAGAAGGAGGGAAGAGCUGCCUGCAGAGGAGUCUGAGUUAUGGAUGCACAGCACACGUGUGAGCUGUCACUGUCUCCUGCUUCCUCUGUGUCCUCGAUGCCGCGUGGAUGUUCCCUUCGCCACACUGCACUUCCCUGUGAAUGUCUAAUGCUAGUUCAGGACCUCCGGGCAUUGAUUUGUACAGUGGCCGCUCCUGAUGGGCUUCUGUGACAGCUUGGUGUGCUUUCUCUGUCAUUAAAAGAAAUGAUUUUCCCAA